Abrus precatorius (Indian licorice) is the source of this 510-nucleotide messenger RNA. RefSeq lists its product as uncharacterized. The record is from RefSeq and is a predicted model, not a curated record. The coding region runs from base 1 to 510 and encodes 169 amino acids. The transcript has a single exon. Lineage: Eukaryota; Viridiplantae; Streptophyta; Magnoliopsida; Fabales; Fabaceae.
AUGAAAGGAUCUUUGCAUGUUGCGGAUAAUACCCACAAAUUACCAACUUCUCUUUCAAUGAGCAAUCUUAAUCACCCUUUUAUUCAAUGUCAAAGCCAUGUCUCUCCUAGUAAUGUGAAAGUGCCACUGGAUUCCAAGUUUAGAGGUUUGAACUUCAAGGUUAGCCUUUUUUGGCCAAACCAUUCAUCUUGUGUUGUGAAGCGGCAAAAGGGUAGUAAUGAAUUUGUGGUGGGAUGUGCAAGUUGGGGUUUGGAAAGAGAAUUCAAGGCUGAGAUGAAAAAACAAGAAAAUGAGGAAAAGGGUAAGAAUGGAAUGGGAAGGUUUAGACACAAAUGUGGAGAAAGAGAAGGGGUUGUGGAACUGUUGGAGUGUUUGGAAAGGGAAGCAAUAAUGGGUGAUGAUGUGGGAAAAGAACCUACUGAUUACAACCGAAGGGCUCAGAUAUUUGAUAGAAGCUCUCAAGUGUUCCAAGCCAUGAAGGAACUCAACAAUGAUGUUUUAACUCAAUAA